Messenger RNA from Melampsora larici-populina 98AG31, 1083 nucleotides. RefSeq lists its product as uncharacterized. NCBI's taxonomy places the organism in Eukaryota, Fungi, Basidiomycota, Pucciniomycetes, Pucciniales, Melampsoraceae. The record is from RefSeq and is a predicted model, not a curated record. The transcript is spliced from 3 exons. Bases 1 to 1083 code for a protein of 360 amino acids.
AUGCAAGCUAUGGUGGCUUCCGAACCGUUUCUCAAUCGACCUAUGCACUUCAAGGAUGGGGCUGGAGUCGGAUCUGUGAAAGCUCAAAAUAGGGAAGUUGCUAAGUGGUUACCUCAGCGCAACUCGGGCUCUUAUCAGGCCAUCGUCGACUACUUGAAAUUCCUGCUUGGCAAAUUCAACUCUGGUGCAACCUACCCUGCUGGUGCAGAAGCUUUGGAACUCGAUCGACUUCCUCAUCUGUCUUUGGAAACUGUCCGCGCUGAUUUGACGGUUUUUGCCAACGACCCUCCGCCGCCUAGUCCUUCCAUAGAGAAAAUCAAGCUCUUACCUCGACAAGAUUCUUCUUGGUUCACAUACAGGAGUCUCUUUCUUCAAGAUCUUACUCGUUAUUCAAUCCCUCGUGCGACUCUUGCUUGGGAGUCAUCUGUGGGCUCAGCUUGGAACCAGAUAAUGCUGGUGUUCUUAGUGAAGCACUGGCGAUGGGCGCUGGCGCAAGGGGUAUUCUCUCAAUAUUCACUUGAUCUCAGAUAUUCCAGCGAAGCAAUAUGUAGAGCGGUCAUGGAGAGGUGGAUUCGAGGCAGAGUGGGACAAGAUGAAAAAUAUCGCAACCGAAAGAAGAAAAACCAGAGACGAGCUACACUUUUUCGUUACCACCAAGACGCUUUAGAAGAGUUUGUCGAAAUGAACCAUAGAGACCUUCUUGUCCCCGCAUUGAGCUUACUUCCAAGCGCUGCCUGUUGUUCGGAUACCGAGGACGAUGGACCAGGUAAAACCCGUGCUAUUGGUAUGAUCUGGAGAAGUCGGGAAUUCUCAGAGUUUGUUCAUUUGCUUGAUAAGCUAUCCUUCAAACAACAAAAGUCUUUGCAUGGGUCAAGAUGGGCGGCAGGCCGCCUUGACAUGAGAAGAUCUCGAGCAAUCCAGAUCUCAUCCCAAGGUAAAGCUCCUAGAAACCUUCCAUCAAACUGUUACUGUCCUGUUUGGAGGGAUUCUUUCGGAGAAAGCCAUAAACAGCUCCUGACUCAAAAAUCUCCCAGUCCAACUCUUACUUUACUGAUAUCCAAAAUACGUGAAUCACUUGUUUAA